Molecule: messenger RNA, 3063 nt
Organism: Physcomitrium patens
Lineage: Eukaryota; Viridiplantae; Streptophyta; Bryopsida; Funariales; Funariaceae
Source: RefSeq, a predicted model, not a curated record
CCCCUAAACCCUAAACCAGUCACAGUUCCAAGCACAGGCUUCUCGACUCUCGCAUCUGUUCCUGAUUUGCUGCACGUAAGAAGAAGGAUUAGAUUCCUAUUCCUUGCUGAAGCGCCGCAUCUGUUCACGAAGCUCCAAUUAGCUGAAGCUUUCGGUGUCAAUGGCCGCUGCGGUGUUUGUCCUGUUUUUGGUUUCAAGCUUGGUAUAGUCAUGAAGAUGCUUGUCAUUGCUGCGAUUGUGCGUAGUUAAACAAAUGUUGUCAACCAAUAUCAUACUUCACCAUCAACCUUUCAGAUAUCCACCAUCUUACUCACUAAUGUCUAUCCACUGAUGCAACAAUAUCGCAAAUGCUGCAGCACGCUCUGAAAAAUAGACUGUGCAUGAAACUGUGUCGUGUAAGUGUUUAUUCAAACUUCUACGUGUGAGGUGUUGUUCAGUGCCUGAUGAUCGACGGCUUUGAAGAGAUGUUUCGGGCUUUCUUUAGAUGACACUUACAAAGUGUCGCGAGGAAUACUUUAGAUUCAAUAAGUUCACAGUUGCAAAGACUUGUGAGUACCAAACCAAUCGAUUCGGCGCAGAUACUUUUUGUUUACAUCAGAGAGAGAACAAGAAAAGAAAAGUAAAGAAAAUUGGCUCCUAGCAGCAAAGCGUCCUGCACACAAACGCUUUACUGAAGAAUUGCUCCGGAUGAUAAGACACAUAUUUCUGAUGGUCAUGGUUUUAGAUAAGCUUGCAUCGAGAUUUAAAGACCACUUCACAUAUUUCAGACGUUGCGUGUUGCACCUUGCAGCAGACGAAUUCCAUUCAGGACAAAAUCUUCGACGUCAAGUGGUUCGGAACGAAAUUCAUCGAAGCCGUGUGACUUGUGAACAUCGAAGCCAAGUGUGACACUAGCAAACUAUUGCGGUGAAGAGUUCUCAGAACAUAUGCGGAGAGGCCUUAAUCGUUGAAAAGCAAGGAUGGAUUGAUUUGACUUGACUUUCCAGUUUCAAUUUUACUGUCACGCCGUUUGUGUCUCGGCGAGUGCGGUGCGGCAGCCGCCAAACAAAUGGAAAAUCACGUCGCACCUAAAAUAGACAUGAUUCGUAACGAUACUGAAUUUCCCUCUGUUUUCGUUGUUGUCACUGGUGACUGCACUGCUGAAACGUGAGAGACUAAAGGGUUUGGAUGAUCCCGCACCACUUUUGGUAAGUAGGAGUCCCCGAUUAUUCUACCAAGCUUGCAGCUGCUGCCUUCAAAAGCGGAAAGAAGAGGGAUCUGGCACAGUAGUGGUAGGAAACUAGUUUUUACAUCGAUUUCACGACAAACUUUGCUAUCUGAAUAAUGCGAGAGUCACGGCGGGUGGCCUCAGUCGCCCUGAACAUCGCCGCAGUCAUUGCAUGCGAGUUGCAGACGCUCUUGCUUGUCUACGUAAACUCGAGAAAUUCUAAUAUCUUCCGCCUCGCACUUAUUUGCUUUGCAGCGCUUGUUGCUCCAUGUUUGUGUGUACUUUGCUUUGAUCUCGAGCACAGAGAUGAGAAUCGCUUCUCCUCCGCACCUUUCUUACAGGGUGCAAGUGGUAGCUACAAAUCCGUGAGUGAUACAAACUGCUCCGAAUCGUAAAGCUGGAGCGUACUUUUGUGGCUGGAGUGUCAAACUGAGAGUUCACUAGUGAUUGAUCUGUACAGACAGGUGCUUCGAAGUAAGACUUUCCGGGAAAUUUUGAGAUAGUAUUCGCAUUUUCACAUGAUUUUUCUCGAUGCAAGAGUUUGAAGUAUGUGGUUAUGCAGCUGUUCCGUUUAAAUGGGAAUCUGCUCCAGGAAAACCUAUUGAAGAGGCUGUGGUGAUUCUGCCGGCUACGUCUGACCCAUGGAUGAGUCCCCUCCGUCCUCCUCCGGGCUUUCGAAAAGCUGUUAAGAGCACGAAGUCCACGGUUGAAGUUUCUGGACCAGAACCUCCAGUGUUGGCUGAGAUGAAACUCGUUCAAAAGAUCUUUAAGAUGUUCCACGGACUCCGCAGGAAAUAUGGUGCUUCAACGGCUUCCUCAGUAUCCGAAGCUUCCCGAGACAUAGCGGACAGGGGCGAAUUCGGCAAGGAGGACCUAGACAGGUGCUACGACUCAAGUGCAUCCACGAGCAAUUUUUCUGUGAGCACAUUCGGCCAUCAAGAAACAUCAUCUUCCUUCACCUCCAUUGAGUCCUCUUCCUCAGAUCCCUGCAGAACACAUUUUAAUAAAGACCCUGCUACUUACUCCUUUCGAUACAAGACUAGGGCCCAACCAUCCUCAUUCCGUUUCGACGAUGUAGGUGGUCUUUUUGGAAACGACUUGAAUGGAUCUGAUGAUAAUCACUCUCUUCCUGGGCCUCGGGAAUCAGUAUGGCACGAUUUUAGCGGACCAUUAGAGCGUACUUGCGUCCCACCUGACAUGCAAAUUCGAAGAUCGCACAGUAUCUUAGUCCCCACACUUUUGUGCCAUUCCUUGCGCAAUUUCAAGCAACUCUCAUUCGGACGCACACUUCGACGGUCAAAGGCGACGAAACAACUAGUCCUAGAGAAAACCUAGACGUGGAUACGGUUGUUCUAGCAGCGGAUGUCUCUGUCAAAUUUCCACUUCAAUUUUGCAGUGCGGUUGAUCCUCCUCCUGAGAAUGUCGCCAUCUCUGCUCAAAAUGGCAACAAGUCAGCGACGAUCAUCAAAGCAGAGCUGUGAUGAAGCUUCUACUACGGCAGACACAGUUGGAAAUUCCUCUUCAAGCAUGCUGAUAUGGUUGCAUCCGAAUCUUCAACACGGAUGGCAGUCGAAAAUCCAUUGCGACAUUGAGAGCAGAGUGCAUCAACAACAACACCCUACAGUAGGGUCUAGUUCUAGAGCUGUGAGAGCCAUUUCUUCUCUCUGCGUUCGUUCGACAAUCGUGCAACACAAAUUUCUAUCCCUGCAAGGAUGUAAAUGUAGAUUGGCAAAGGACAAUUUCGCAACGAAGGCAAGCUUAUUUUUUCAGAGAGUAUAAUUACAGGUGACUCUGCAAUUUGCGUCUCUACACAUGCAAACGAUAAAAUGUUUCGUAGGGUAGAGAGCUUUUACGGA